Molecule: messenger RNA, 2022 nt
Organism: Haemonchus placei
Lineage: Eukaryota; Metazoa; Nematoda; Chromadorea; Rhabditida; Trichostrongylidae
Source: the annotation of a GenBank genome assembly
AUGGGCCCAAGGCGAGGUCGCCGAAGGAAUGUUGUUGGCGACGAGGCUGAAGCGGCCGAAACACAGGUGCUGACUGAUCCAAAUGCUCCAGAAUUCCUGUGUUUAGGAGCUUUUUUGAAGUUCAUUGAUGACAUUCAUCUUCGCGCCUCAUGUGGCGAAUUAGGGUUCCUGUGCCAUACUUUCCCAGGCUCUUCGAAAGAUUGCCAUUAUAGUUAUGCUGCAUUUUUGGGAAAACUUUUCUUUGCAUUUUGGCCAUUUGAUGGCAUUCUUAGUGGAAUUUGCAGUAAUCUCUUGAAACUCGAAUUGCUGCUGCCGACCAUAGAGGUAGAAGUUGAGCAGUUCGAAACAAUGGCCGCCUCCGGAAAGCCGGAUCAAAACUACGGCGUAGAAAUGUAUGGAUUCCCAGAUUUUGUGCAUGUACCCGCUAAAAAGGCACAUUACGAUACAUGGAGCACAAGAAGUAGCAGUGGAUGCAGCAGUGGCAGCAGUCCGAAUCACCUGGAUGAGCUUCACGUGGACAUCCCACACUCAUCGACACCGUCUGUUGCGUCUACCAGCACUGCGUCACAUCCGUCUGCUGACACCACACUAAAUGUAAAGGGCGAAGUUGCUCCAUCGCCAACAUUUGCCGAUCUAAAGCCUGUAGCUCCGAAAUCGGGUACAGCAGUAAGCGUAUUGACCCGAGUACCUGAUACGACGGUUGUCUCAACUUCUGCUUAUCCUGCUGAAAUUCCUCAGUUGUCAGCAUUUCCAAGUUCAACCCAAACAGGGCUCGACAUAGUGGCUGCGUCGGAUACAGUGGUUCCGGUAGCUCCGGUACCUAUUCGCCCUUCACCAACUCCUGCGGAGACAGGGACUAAUGGACCUGAGAUCACUCAUGAUGCGCGAUUUUCGAGUUAUGCGGAAUUCGAAGACGCGUUUGAAGCGUGGAAAAGAAAGUGUUUGCAUCCGUUCCGUGUUGCUUCAUCAGAAACCCUACGAGAACCGGACGGCACAGUAAAUCAUCGAUUCAAGUACCGCUACGUCGUCUUUCACUGUGCUCAUUACGGAGAGCCGAGAAUGCGAGGAAUUGGAAAACGUCCCAAUCAACACUAUCUACCAUCAGGUUGUAGGGCCAUGCUACGGCUGAACUACAGCUUCAGUGAACAGCUGCUCAAAAUUACGACACUCCACGAUGAGCAUUUGAAUCACGAGGUCUCCGCCGAGAUGUACCGCAAGGUGUCAGCUAAGCUGAAGAGGUCAUCGAUAGGAACUCCUUCUCCAGCAAAUAAGCGGCAAAAGAUGGAUUCCCCAGCGCCAUCGCCGUACAACCAGGAUUCGUCUUUAAAUCAGAAUACUCCCUUGGCAACAAAUCCGCCUCUUCAUGGAAAUACUCCUACCAGUGGAGCCAGCGCGCUAGCGCAGAUGUCAUUGUCACAGUCGAAUCAGAUGGCGAACAUGGCGAUUGCCCUUCAGCAACAGCAGAUUAUGGCAUCCUUGUUGAAUCAGCAAAAGGAGAAUAUCAAUCUGGCCACAGGACUGUCUUCGCUUGGUAUUCCAAGACCACAACCACCAUCAAUGAUCAACAUACUGAGUAUGAUGGGUCUCCAGCAGCGUUUGCUUCUACAGCAACCAGCUUACGGUUUGGUGGCUCCGCUGACUCAACAGGUCACCUCGCCACCUGAAGCACAAUCAAUUUCUCAUGCUGAAGGAAAACCAAAUGUUUUGGAUAGAGAAGCGGGGCAAAGAUAUUCAUCAAAAAACGAUCUACCCGCUCCAGUAGCAGUCAAGCCAAACUACGUUUCGGCGGCUUCACAAGUGGAUUCAUCACCGCCUCAUCUGGUACCUGAGGUCCCGGUUACUGCUGAGCAGACAGUUUCCUCGACGACACCAUCAGCAACAGCUACACUGGCAGCCUCUUUUGAAGAGUCUCUGGCGCGACUUCGUAGUGGCACCCAUGAUGCGGAGCUUAUGAACCGUAUAGCGCAGCUCAAUUCCCUGUCGACCUUUUGGGGCGCUCCGACAAUUCCUGAGUUCAGGUAG